Molecule: messenger RNA, 1146 nt
Organism: Ogataea philodendri
Lineage: Eukaryota; Fungi; Ascomycota; Pichiomycetes; Pichiales; Pichiaceae
Exons: 1
Coding region: 1-1146 (381 amino acids)
Biological process (GO): protein ubiquitination; modification-dependent protein catabolic process
Cellular component (GO): nucleus; cytoplasm
Molecular function (GO): ubiquitin protein ligase binding; protein tag activity
Source: RefSeq, a predicted model, not a curated record
AUGCAGAUCUUCGUUAAGACCCUCACUGGAAAGACCAUCACGCUCGAGGUCGAGUCCUCAGACACUAUUGACAACGUCAAAUCCAAAAUCCAAGAUAAGGAAGGAAUCCCUCCUGACCAGCAAAGACUCAUUUUCGCAGGUAAACAAUUGGAGGACGGAAGAACCCUUUCUGACUACAACAUUCAGAAGGAGUCCACUUUGCACUUGGUUCUCAGAUUGAGAGGUGGUAUGCAAAUUUUCGUCAAGACCUUAACUGGUAAGACUAUUACCUUGGAGGUUGAGUCAUCGGACACCAUUGACAAUGUUAAGUCUAAAAUUCAGGACAAGGAGGGUAUCCCACCUGACCAACAAAGACUUAUUUUCGCUGGUAAGCAGUUAGAGGAUGGCAGAACGUUGUCUGACUACAACAUUCAAAAGGAGUCGACUCUCCACUUGGUGUUGAGAUUGAGAGGAGGUAUGCAAAUCUUUGUCAAGACUUUGACCGGAAAGACCAUUACUCUUGAGGUUGAGUCUUCGGACACGAUUGACAACGUCAAGAGCAAGAUCCAGGACAAGGAGGGCAUUCCACCAGACCAGCAGAGAUUGAUUUUCGCCGGUAAGCAGCUGGAAGACGGCAGAACCCUUUCCGAUUACAACAUCCAGAAGGAGUCGACUCUCCACUUGGUGCUUAGACUGAGAGGUGGUAUGCAGAUCUUUGUGAAGACCUUGACCGGUAAGACCAUCACUUUGGAAGUGGAGUCCUCGGACACAAUCGAUAACGUCAAGUCGAAGAUUCAAGAUAAGGAGGGUAUCCCACCAGACCAGCAAAGACUUAUCUUUGCAGGUAAACAAUUGGAAGACGGCAGAACUUUGUCUGACUACAACAUCCAAAAGGAAUCCACUUUGCACUUGGUGUUGAGACUGAGAGGAGGUAUGCAGAUUUUCGUCAAGACUCUCACCGGUAAGACUAUUACCUUGGAGGUUGAGUCAUCGGACACCAUUGACAAUGUUAAGUCUAAAAUUCAGGACAAGGAAGGAAUUCCUCCUGACCAGCAGAGACUCAUUUUUGCCGGAAAGCAAUUGGAGGACGGCAGAACUCUCUCAGACUACAACAUCCAGAAGGAGUCCACUCUCCACUUGGUUCUGAGACUGAGAGGUGGAUGUUAA